Molecule: messenger RNA, 1338 nt
Organism: Lottia gigantea (owl limpet)
Lineage: Eukaryota; Metazoa; Mollusca; Gastropoda; Lottiidae
Exons: 3
Coding region: 122-622 (166 amino acids)
Cellular component (GO): membrane
Source: RefSeq, a predicted model, not a curated record
CUGAAUCGCAUAAAAACUGACAUUUCUGUACUGAGGUUAACUUGUGAGGUUGGAGGCUCGUAUCUCUUCAUUUGAUCAUUUUACUUUCACUGUAUCAAUCGAGUAGUCGUCCAAAUUCAACAUGGGUGAUGUUGGUUGCUGUUCGAAAUUUGCCAUCGUGGUUUUAUUAGCUGCCUUAAUCAUGGAUGUAAUUUCCAUUGUGACCAAUUACUGGGAAAGUAACGAAGUUUGGCAUAAUGGUCUCUGGGAGGCCUGCACUACCCAAAUAAAAUCGACAGAAGUUUGUAACAAAAGCAUCCUUGAAGAAGUGAUCAAUGAUAAAUUUCAAGCUGUAAGAGGUCUAGUAUUAGCUGGGUGUGGACUCGGUGGUCUAGCCCUAUUAUUCUCCUUUUUAUUCAUGUGUAAAUUCACCACCAACGUCUUCAAAAUAUUGGUUCUUGUUACUUCAGCUCUCGCAGGUUUGGUGACAUUGGUUGGAUUCUGUCUGUACACUUCCAUUGAUAGAUAUAAGUAUGGUUAUUCCUUCGUUUUGAACGUCAUUGCAUCCGUGACGUAUUUCUUCGUGGCCAUUAUGAUCGGAUUGGACAAGAAAACUAACACAUCUUCUUACCAAGGACUCUGAGGUGGAAGCGAAACUCUGCAAACUAUCACCUCAAUUUCACUUUUAAAAGGAUAUUGUUAUCUCAUAUUUGCUUUUCCUGCUUGAAGAGCUGAUGGUCAGCUAUCUGUAGCAUUUGUCAGAAUCAAAAUGCGAUGUAAGAUUCUCCUGCAAAAUACGGAAACCUUGGUAGGGAAGUUCACAUUUCAAGGACAUAAUACAUGAAGUGAUGUCACAACAACCAGCAUCAUGCAGGGCUGGGUAAAAUGAUAUAAUCGAUUAUAUGUUAGAAUUACAUUUUUUGUAAAUUCCCAUUUAACAAUUUUAUUGAAUUGAACCAAUUGUCAGAUUUUGAUCAUAAAAAGAGAUACAGAUGGCUGAUAUUGAGCUCUAACAGCUGGUGAAGCAAAGAUGUAGAGAAUUAUAUAUUGAACUUGUUGUAGCAAGGUUUCUCUUGAUGUUUCUCUGAUAAACAAAUUAUUUGAAAUUUGAAAAGAAACAAUCCUGGAAAAAAUUUUAAAAUUUCACAUGGGCGAUUUUGAGAUAAGAAUCCACAAAGAUAUAGUCCAUGGUUACAGCUUCUUUUCAGGAUUCAAUCUCCUAUUUAUGUCUUUUAAAAAGAUUUUUAUAUGUUUUUAACUUUGCUUGUGAUUCUUACUUAAAAUACUCUUAAUGUACAAAUUUUUAUAACUCAAAUAGUCAGGCUUCCAAAGUUUAAUCUUCAUAUGGUAAAGGUCAAC